Contarinia nasturtii (swede midge) is the source of this 3241-nucleotide messenger RNA. RefSeq names its product G protein-coupled receptor kinase 2 (gene Gprk2). Gene Ontology annotation, molecular function: ATP binding; G protein-coupled receptor kinase activity. The record is from RefSeq and is a predicted model, not a curated record. The coding region runs from base 565 to 2646 and encodes 693 amino acids. NCBI's taxonomy places the organism in Eukaryota, Metazoa, Arthropoda, Insecta, Diptera, Cecidomyiidae. Gene Ontology annotation, biological process: protein phosphorylation; regulation of signal transduction; signal transduction. The transcript has 13 exons. Gene Ontology annotation, cellular component: cytoplasm.
GAGUAUAUUCGAUUUAGUAGAUUUUGGACAUUGCGUAUACACAUUUAUAUAUUGUGCAACACAAUACUAUAUAUACACUCACUCGGGAAAAGAAGAGAAAGAGAGAAUACUAUAUAUCUAUAUAUACAUUAAAAAAAAAAUAAAAAUAAAAAAUAAUACUAAAUAAGAACCCGUAGAAUAAAUGUUAUUACAUUUUUAGUUUUACAUGUCGAUGUAUUGCUCUAUCAAAUCUAAAUAAGGAUAGUGAAGGAAUUCGUGUUUUUGUGUGUAUUAUUUACAUCGGUCAAAUAUAUCGGAAUUCUUGAAUUCGUCGAUAUCGAAAACAAUUUAACAAAAAAAAAAACGUUUAUCAAAUUGGAAUCGUUUUAUCGCCGUUUCAUCAAUAGAAUUGGUGCUUCAAACAUUUUGCGCGUGUAAACAUUGUGCGUACCUCAUUUAAAUACACACAAAAGCUCACAUAUUCACUUAUCAGCUCCAUAAUUGAAUCUAAAGCAUAAAUAAGUACGUCUCGAUUUUUAUUGAAAAUACACCGAAAAUUAAAUAAAAACCGUCAACCUGGAAUUAAUGGAGUUGGAGAAUAUUGUGGCCAAUACGGUCUACCUCAAAGCGCGAGAAGGAGGAUCAGAUAGUAACAAAGGAAAAAGCAAAAAAUGGCGAAAAAUUUUACAGUUCCCACACAUAUCACAAUGCAUACAUCUCAAAGACAAAAUAGAUGUAAGUUACGGUUAUGUUAUAGAUCAACAACCCAUUGGCAGAAUAUUGUUUCGAUUGUUUUGUGAAAAUAAGCGGCCACUCUACUAUAGAUAUAUUUCCUUCUUGGAUAAUGUUACCAGAUAUGAGCUAGAGUAUGAUGAAAAUCGCUUGGAUAUUGGCUGGGAUAUUGGGAGGCGUUUUCUUGGCAUUGAAUGUGAAAAUAAUGGAAUUAGUGUUACAACAAAUCGAUGCGAUGACGAUGUGGUAUUACAAUUUGCCGACAACAACGAUGACCGAAGCAAUGAUGCGACAACACCAAAAGAAGAAACAACAAAUGCAACAACAACAUCAACAGAAACAGCAACAGUAACAAAUCCAAACACAAAACCAGUCUCAAAUACAACAACCAGCACAUCGAACAAAUUACCCAAAGAAAUUGUGAAUGCGGAUUUGAGCAAUAAUGAUGACGUUGUCAGCAACAAUAAAGACAUAACAUCGAAAGAGACAAAUGUGAAUGGCGAAAAAGAUGAGCUGGUAUUAGAUGUUUUAAAUGACGAUCUCAUAGAAAAAGUUCGAGUGAAAAUUUCAUUAGGCAGUAAGGAGGUUUUCGAACCGUGUGUUACCGCAGUUAAAUCAUUUCUAGCUGGAGAACCAUUUAGCGAAUUUGAAGCAUCAAUGUAUUUUCAUAGGUAUCUUCAAUGGAAGUGGUUAGAAGCUCAACAAGUUACAUAUAAAACUUUUCGCAUGUACCGUGUACUUGGAAAAGGUGGAUUUGGCGAAGUGUGUGCAUGUCAGGUUCGCGCCACUGGCAAAAUGUAUGCGUGUAAAAAAUUAGAAAAGAAACGUAUUAAAAAACGUAAAGGUGAAUCGAUGGUAUUAAUUGAGAAACAAAUUUUACAAAAAAUCAACUCAAGAUUUGUCGUUAAUUUGGCUUAUGCAUAUGAGACAAAAGACGCACUGUGUCUGGUAUUAACUAUAAUGAAUGGUGGUGAUUUAAAAUUCCAUAUUUACAAUAUGGGUGGUGAUCCUGGUUUUGAAUUGGUUCGCGCUCGAUUUUAUGCAGCCGAAGUGGUGUGCGGUUUAGAGCAUUUACAUCAACAAGGCAUUGUCUAUCGUGAUUGUAAGCCGGAAAAUAUUCUGCUUGACGAUCAUGGUCAUGUUCGCAUCUCCGAUUUAGGUUUAGCGGUUGAAAUUCCGGAAGGUGAAAUGGUACGCGGCCGUGUUGGCACUGUUGGCUAUAUGGCGCCCGAGGUAAUCGACAAUGAAAAAUAUUCAUUUUCACCGGAUUGGUUCAGUUUUGGAUGUUUAUUAUAUGAAAUGAUUGAAGGGCAAGCACCGUUUCGACUGCGCAAAGAGAAAGUUAAGCGGGAAGAGGUCGAUCGGCGAGUUAAGGAAGAGGCAGAAAAAUAUUCGCAUAAAUACAGCGAUGAAGCCAAAUCACUGUGCCAACAACUAUUAGCAAAGACUGUAAAAACUCGCUUAGGUUGUCGAAAUGGUCGUUACGGUGCACGUGAAGUGAAAUUGCAUAAUUUUUUCAAUUGUAUCAAUUGGAAGCGUCUUGAAGCUGGAAUGGUGGACCCACCAUUUGUACCCGAUCCACACGCCGUCUAUGCAAAAGAUGUGUUAGAUAUAGAGCAAUUUUCAACAGUAAAAGGUGUCAAUUUAGAUGCAUCCGAUGAGAAUUUUUAUUCAAAAUUUAAUACCGGUUCCGUGUCAAUAUCAUGGCAAAAUGAAAUGAUUGAAACCGAAUGUUUCAGCGAACUGAAUGUAUUUGGAGUAAAUGACAAUCCAACACCGGAUUUAUUAUUAAACGCACAACCCGUUGUUGAUAAGCCAGGCUGUUUUCCAUUUCGACGAAAGAAAAAGCAACCAGCAAGAAGUCGACCAGUGCCGAUACCCGAACACCUAUUAGCAACCAGCGAAUCAAGACGGACAGCCAAAGUCGAAAGCUGAUAACUUCCCAACGAUUUUAUUGAACAAAAGAGAAACAAAAUUAAUUAAUACCAAUGAAAUUGUUGUUUGUUAAAAAGAAAUGUCUUAUAAUGAUAAAAAGAAAACCGGAACAAAAAAACUUUUUUCCAUUCUAUUGAAUAAAUAAGGAACAAAUAUUACAUUAAAAAGCCCAGCAACACACUGUUUUCUGCACAGAACAAAAAUAAUUAACUUUAAUCAAUGUAUUCUAAAUUCAUGUGCAUAUAAAUAUAUAUAGAAAUCGAAUUUCAUUUUCUUUCUCAUAAAACAUAACAAAGUAAUAAAUGGAAAGCGAACAUUUGGAGAAAUAUGAAGUCCCACUUAUGCAUAAUUUGUGACUAGUUUAUGAGUGAUUUCAGACAAACAAAUAAGUAACAAAAAUGAUAAAAAUAUUAGAUUGAUUUUUGCAUACUUAGAUAUAAAUGAGACAGAUUUUUUUCUUUUCUCUCGAUUCAACAACAAAAUUCCGACAAAAAUAGAUGGAUUUUUUUCGCACAAAGUAAACAUAAUCAUUGCGUAAACAAAAUGAAGUUUGGUCACAUAAUCCGAAUUAAACCUAUAUGCCCAGCUAAACGAA